Nematolebias whitei (Rio pearlfish) is the source of this 1840-nucleotide messenger RNA. It is a transcript of the gene sepsecs, whose product is annotated as Sep (O-phosphoserine) tRNA:Sec (selenocysteine) tRNA synthase. The transcript is spliced from 12 exons. The coding region runs from base 112 to 1644 and encodes 510 amino acids. NCBI's taxonomy places the organism in Eukaryota, Metazoa, Chordata, Actinopteri, Cyprinodontiformes, Rivulidae. Gene Ontology annotation, biological process: conversion of seryl-tRNAsec to selenocys-tRNAsec; selenocysteine incorporation. The record is from RefSeq and is a predicted model, not a curated record. Gene Ontology annotation, molecular function: O-phosphoseryl-tRNA(Sec) selenium transferase activity; tRNA binding.
GGCGGUAAUGCACCAAACAUGGUCUUCCAACCGCCAAAAAAACGUAGAAGAAGAAAACGAACAGACGAAGAAGAAGAAAAAGGAAAAAAAAAAUAAUAAUAAGAAAGCUUCAUGUCACCUGCCGUCGUGCAGAAGCUAUAUGAGAUGCGAGAGGGCUUCCACAGAGAAAUAAGAGCAGCGAUGAACAGUGAAAACUUCACCCUCUGUGAGAAAACCGUCGCCCCCUCUUACAUUCGACAGGGCUGUCAGGCGCGUCGGAGCCACGAGCAGCUCAUCAGACGUUUACUGGAGCAGGGAAAGUGUCCAGAGGAAGGAUGGAGCGAAAGCACCGUGGAGCUUUUCCUGAGCGAGCUGGCAGUGAUGGACAGCAACAACUUCCUGGGAAACUGCGGCGUUGGAGAGAGGGAGGGCCGUGUGGCGUCCGACCUGGUGGCGAGACGACAUUACAGGUUGAUCCAUGGCAUAGGUCGUUCAGGUGACAUCGCUGCUGUUCAGCCUAAAGCUGCUGGGUCCAGUCUGCUGAACAAGCUGACCAACUCUGUGGUUCUGGACAUCCUCAGGAUUUCAGGUGUCCGCAGCGUGGCGAGCUGCUUCGUUGUUCCCAUGGCAACAGGAAUGAGCUUGACCCUGUGUUUCCUGACCCUUCGUCACCGGAGACCCAAGGCUCGUUACAUCAUCUGGCCUCGAAUCGAUCAGAAGUCCUGUUUUAAAUCUAUGAUCACAGCAGGUUUUGAACCCGUAGUCGUGGAGAACGUGCUCGAGGGCGAUGAGCUACGAACAGACCUGGAAGCAGUUGAAGGAAAGAUCGAGGAGCUCGGCGCUGAAAACGUCCUGUGUGUUCAUUCCACGACAUCUUGCUUCGCUCCUCGGGUCCCCGACAGGCUUGAAGAACUGGCCACUAUGUGUGCCAAACACGACAUCCCUCACAUCGUCAACAAUGCAUACGGAGUCCAGUCAUCUAAAUGCAUGCACCUCAUACAGCAGGGGGCUCGGGUGGGAAGAAUCGACGCCUUCGUUCAGAGCUUGGACAAGAACUUCAUGGUUCCAGUAGGGGGCGCCAUAAUUGCAGGAUUUGAUGAGUCUUUCGUCCAGGAGAUCAGCAAAAUGUACCCAGGUCGAGCUUCGGCUUCACCGUCUCUUGAUGUCCUCAUUACCCUUCUCACCCUGGGCGCCAGCGGCUAUAAGAAGUACCUAUCAGAAAGAAAGGAGAUUUAUUCGUUCCUGGCUCAGGAGCUGAAGACUCUGGCUUCUGCGCAUGGGGAGAGAUUGCUUCACACCCCACAUAAUCCCAUCUCUCUGGCCAUGUCUCUAGAUGGUCUGCAGGCGUCGAGCGAUCAGGCGGUGACUCAGCUCGGCUCCAUGCUGUUCACCCGACAGGUGUCAGGAGCCAGGGUGGUGCCACUGGGCAAGGAGCAGAUUGUCAACGGACACACAUUUCGCGGGUUCAUGUCGCACUCCGAGUCGUACCCCUGCCCUUACCUCAACGCUGCUUCUGCUAUCGGCAUCACUCAGGACGACGUGACCCUGUGCAUGAAAAGGCUCGACAAGUGCCUGAAGACGCUGAAGAAGGACGGGAACGCGGCGAGGAGUUGCUCCAAGGUGUCUGAAGUGAACCAAGAAGAGACUGAAGAAGGACUGAGCUGAAACUUGACCUGAUAAAGUCUGACUCUGCUGCCUACUUUUUACUUGAUUUAGACCCAAUUAUCGGUACUUUGUACUGGACUGUUAAUCCAGCCUGUCUCUGACUGUCAGUGACUGACAACAGGUCGUGAUUUAUUUGUGCGCAAGUUCAUUUUAAACCAAAGAGAAAUGUGUUAAAAAUAGAUGGAGUCUAUCAUUU